GCCAACAUCACCCCGUCCACCGCCGAUCCCGAUCGCUGCGUCGUCUGGGGCCACCGGGGCCGCUUUGCCUCCAUGUCGAUGGCGGCACACCAGCGCUGCUCGACUGCCGUGGCUGAUGCAUCGGCAUCCAGGGCCGCCGUGUGCCAAGGCGACAGAGAAUGUGGGUGUGAGUGUGUAGGCCGUGUCCUCGCUGCCGCUCUCGCUCUCCGAGAUGGGUCUCCGAGAACAGCUUUCCUGCCCCUGUUUGCAUGGUGUUCGUUGGAUUGCGCAUUUCGCUCGAUCGCUCCCACAGCCAGCCAAUCUGCAGCCUCGAGAGCACCGCCAUGUUCCGAGCCAUCCUCAGGCGGUCCUACUCGACCGGCCAGCCUAUCCUGCCCACCACCCGAUUCGCCAACGCCGUCGCCCAGGCCAACUACCAAUGGCUCAAUCAGGCCCUUGAGCUGCCGCUCGUUCACAAACCCACCAACACCAAGGUGCACAUUCUAGGAGUUUCCAGCCUCAACUUCAAUGCCAAACCCCAUUCGCAGGCAGUCAUCUCCCAGCUGCAGCCGCGCGCCAUAGCCAUCGACGAAGACCCCAGGAGCAAAGAGCGAUACCAGACCUAUGACUCGCUCUUCUCCGAGCUGUACAAAGGUCUCGGCAGCGACACAGCCGAACCAGAUCUCGAUCAGAUCGCCAGCUUUGUAGAGCAGCAUCGCGAUCGCUUUGAGAACAAGAUCCCGGACAAUUACAUCCGGGCGAUCGAGCUGACGGGGAUUCGACCCUUCUGGGACCAUACCGUGGCUUGCCUACAUGCCAUCGAGCACCAGCUGCCUUUGGAGUGGAUCCAGAUCCCCAGCUCGGUCCUGGAGCGAUCCAUGACGGCCCUGGCACCAGCCAAUGUCGACGAAGUCGAGAGCAAGCUUUCGGAGGACGAUCGCGCCAAGAUCGGUGCCGGCAUGUCGACCGAGCUCGAAGCCCUCUUUGGCACAGUCAACGUCCACAAGAAGGACCUGAGCGCCGUCCGCACCGGCAACCCCAUGGUCGACAACAAGAUCCAAAACCUUGUUCUGACCCCGGAGGCCAUGAUGCGCUACAAGGCUGUCCUAUCUUCAUGGCUCAAUCGCAUCGAUGGCUGGGACAAGUUUGAGAUCUCGUGUGCCCUGCGCGAGGUCCACUACGCCGAGCAGCUGAAGGACUUUUGUCUCGAGCUUGCCAAGCAAAGCCCCGAGCAGCCCGAGCGCCCGGUCCUUGCAAUCGUCGAUCGCAUCUACGUCCCUGGUCUGAGGAAGGAGUGGGAGACCGACAAUUAGGGUCGAUGUAGAAUAGACUACCAUGGCCAACUU
Messenger RNA from Polychytrium aggregatum, 1325 nucleotides. RefSeq lists its product as uncharacterized. Bases 249 to 1292 code for a protein of 347 amino acids. NCBI's taxonomy places the organism in Eukaryota, Fungi, Chytridiomycota, Chytridiomycetes, Polychytriales. The transcript has a single exon. The record is from RefSeq and is a predicted model, not a curated record.